UUGACUGGCCUAAGAACAAAAGUCCAUCUCUAAAAAUCACUCAGCUUGCAGUAUAUGGAUGAAGCCCUAGAUAAGGAGCGUGUGCAUGCAUUGUUAAGUGUUAUCUUACCUGUCUGGCUCCAGGUCGACAAUGCCCAUCACUAUGAUCUUCUUUCCUGGCCGCAUGCCGCCCCGGAUGCGCCCGCUGAAUGGCACCGUCUGUGCAAAGUGCAAUGAAUUUAUUAAGCACAGCCCGGAGCGAGCAUCAAACAAGAAUACUCAAGAGACCAUUAAGGCGUCUUUCAUACCAGGAGACGUGACAAAUCCUCCUUGUCAGGUGAGAUGAGGCCGGGGUUCCCCAGCGAGUCGUUCAGAUGGUCGUCUUCCACAUUCUUCAACACCAGUGACAAAAGACACAGGAUGCAAACUGUCAUUUAUCGCUCUAUCAGCAGAAGGAAGACUUCCAGUGAAGCUGACGACAAAGCAUCAUCUUGUUCAGACUGAUUUCAGAGACCCAGCCGGCUGCCCGGUCCGCCCAUCUCCCUGCUGCCAUGGCCGCGGAGGAUACCGGUCAGGAUGAUGCGACGGCCGGUCAUGCAGACUGCACCGAGAUGGAGGAGAGGCUGAAGGAGGGGAAUAUGAAGGUUGAUUUGGAGGCUUCUCUGCCCGCUGGACAUGCGGAUUUCGCUAUCCAGUGUCGAGAUGUGUGCCGGUCGUACGGCAAACUGAAGGUCCUCAGCAGCCUCAACCUGACUGUACCACAGGGACAAAUUUAUGGCCUUUUAGGGCCCAGUGGAUGUGGGAAGACCACACUUUUGAAAUGCAUCGUGGGAACUCUGAAAAUCUCACGGGGUCAUAUCACUGUUUUAGGCAAGCCGCCAGCGUUCCCUGGCCAUGAUGUGCCGGGGAGGAUGGUCGGAUACAUGCCACAGGACCUGGCGCUGUACAACGAGUUCACCAUCAGUGACACCCUGACUUUCUAUGGCCGAAUCCACGGCCUGACGUGGAGGGAAACCCAGACACGCAUGGACUUCCUCGUUGACAUCUUGGAUCUACCUCAGAAGCACAGUCUGGUCCGAAAUCUCAGUGGGGGUCAGAGGCGUAGGGUGUCUCUCGGAGCGGCUCUGCUUCAGAACCCAGAGCUGCUCAUCCUGGACGAACCGACAGUCGGAGUGGACCCUGUGCUCAGGGCCAAGAUCUGGCAGCAUCUGGUGGAGAUUGUGAAGACGGGGAAAGUCUCUGUCAUCAUCACCACACACUACAUAGAGGAGGCGAGGCAAGCCAAUGUGGUCGGCCUCAUGAGAAACGGCUGUUUGCUGGCUGAAGGCCCUCCAGACGCAGUCAUGAAGCAGCACAAUGCAUCAACACUGGAGCACGCCUUCCUCCAGCUGUGUGAGACGUCGGACCAGAUCGACUCUAAACGGUCCAGUCCGCAGGGUGGGCAGCUGGAGUCAUUCGAGAGCGGGCGGGACGAGAGCCGGCCAAUUCUCGGGGUCGGACCAGGAGCGGCAGAGGAAGUUCCCAAAUAUUCAGCGGACUGGAAGGUGCGAGCCAGACACGUGCUGCCGAAGUGGAGAAACAUCGCUGCCCUGAUCAUCAAAACUAUGGUGCGGAUGAAAAGAAUGCCUGGCUCCUUGUGUUUCCAGUUCUUGCUGCCCGUCAUUCAGGUCUCUCUGAUCUGUCUGUGUAUUGGAGGAGACCCAAAUGGGAUCCAGGUUGCCGUAGUGAACAACGAGACCUCUUCCUCUGCUUACAGCCAAUCGCUGCUCUCCUUCCUGGACAACUCCAGCGUGCACCAGGUUCCCUUGUCCCAUUCGGAUGCUUUUGAUGGGGUCUAUAAUGGAGAGUACUGGGGUGUCAUCGGCUUCGGCAAGAACUUCACCAGCUACCUGACAAAAAGGAUGAUGGAGCGACAUGUUUCUAGAGAAGUGGUUGAUGGGGGAUCAGUGCACGUCUGGCUGGACCUGACAAAUCAACAAAUUGCUGUUAUGCUGAAGAAGAAACUACAUGAGGCCUUUCAGGCUUUUGUGGAGAGUAAGUUGAAAAGUAUGUCGUACCUGGUCGACCUGCCAAUAAAGUUUGAAAAGCCGAUCUAUGGCAGCCAAAACACAGACUUCACAACAUUUGUGACACCUGGAGCUGUACUCAGUAUCACCUUCUACCUGGCUGUGGGUCUGACUGCCCUCUCCUUUGUCCUGGAGAGGAAGGAGGGGCUUUUGGACAGGUGCUGGGUCGCAGGUGUGAGCUCUCUGGAGACGAUGUUGGCUCACCUCUUCUCUCAGCUUUUUGUCAUCAGCGUUCAGAUCCUCCUGCUGCUCCUCUUCAUAUUGCUCGUCUUCAAGAUACCUAAUGAAGGCUCCUUGGUGCUGGUCAUAAUUCUGAUCGUGCUGCAGGGCAUCACUGGCAUCUCGUUUGGCCUCGUCAUCUCAGCCGCAAUCGACGAUGAGCAAAGUGCCAACCAGGCCGCUCUGGGCAUCUUCUACCCCAACCUCAUCAUCAGCGGUAUCAUCUGGCCUGUGGAGUGUAUCCCGUAUCCUCUCCGCUACAUCAGCAUGGCUCUUCCUCAGACCUACGCCUCAGAAGCCCUUCGCUGUAUCAUGUACAGAGGUUGGGGUCUGUCUCGGAUGAUGGUGUGGCGAGGCUUUGCUGUCACUCUGGGCUGGAACACUUUCUUCCUCAUCCUGGCCACAGUCAUCUUAAAGCUGAGGACGUGAUGACCGCACAGAACCUCCUUCAGUGUGGGGACAGCGCCAUCAGGUGAAGCCCAGGAGCCAACGACUCACCUGGGGGGCCUCCUGUCUGUGGAUGCAGUGGGGCAGCAGAGGGGAGGGAGGCAAACACUGGUUUAAUGAACUGAUUAAGUUGUUACAUCAGUCUCUGCCCUCCAAAUUAUCUGUCCCACAUACAGCACACACACACACACACACACACACACACACACACACACACCAACCAGCUGCCUGAUCCUGCAACAGUUGUUUUGGCCUGUUCAAGCACGAGUGAAAUUUCAAAAGGCUGCACAUAGAAGUACACAAGAGAGAAUAUGCACAUGCACAAUAUGACAAUAUCUGUGAAAUAAUAAAAUGAGGAUAGUGUGUAGUCUUAGACUUUCACUUGUACGUGCAGCUUGCUGAAACUUUUCACCCCCAGAAUGGUCCAUGUACCAACUCAGGGUCUUUUUUGUUUGUUUAGUUUGCCCUGGUCUUAAUGCUAAUAGUGAGAUUUGUUUGUGAAUAUACUGACUAUAACUGUAGGGCAAUAUUUUUUUUGUCCAUACAGUAUUUGUUGUCUACCUUAUAUUUUUCAUUAUGUCAACUUUAACAUUAUAAAAUUGUCAGAAAAGGAGUCAGCACAACAAGACAAUGUGAAAAUGUUUUUUGUGGUUGCUUUACAAGCAGAGAAGAUUGUUGAUGCAUGUCGUGGGAACCCGGAAUAGGUUUUAAAGUGCUGAUUGCUUCAUUUUGUUCAGGAAAUUCUCACCCAUUCAGGCUUCCCGCAGCAACAGUAGUUUUACGUUCUGUCUUGUGUGUGACAGGAAGUGGUAACCACGUCUCAUCUUGGUGCAUUAUCAGCUGAUCAGCUCCAAAGUGUCGUCUAGAUGUGUGUUGACGUCAUUUUCAGUUCAGGUUGAUGGGGUCCUCCAUAACUUGUGUUUUGUGCCUGAAUCCCCUGUGGGAGAAAAACAUGUCAGUGAUUAGAAAGUGUUGGUACUGCAUAAUUUCUCUUUUAUUACUCUCCACUGUGCUGGACAGAGUGGAUUCUGUUGGAUAGAUUCUUCUCACAGGUCAGGUGUGUCAUUUCUCUUCAAGCUGUCUGCAUCCAUGCAAAACAUUUAGCUAUAUUUUUUACACAGAAUUUUCAAACUGCUCAUACUUUAUACUUUGUUUAUGACUCUUCCACCCACAUUAACAUAAUAAAAGCACACAGGAGUAA
This is a messenger RNA of Micropterus dolomieu (smallmouth bass), 3912 nucleotides long. RefSeq names its product ATP-binding cassette, sub-family H, member 1 (gene abch1). The transcript is spliced from 22 exons. The record is from RefSeq and is a predicted model, not a curated record. Lineage: Eukaryota; Metazoa; Chordata; Actinopteri; Centrarchiformes; Centrarchidae. Gene Ontology annotation, biological process: transmembrane transport. Bases 531 to 2693 code for a protein of 720 amino acids. Gene Ontology annotation, molecular function: ABC-type transporter activity; ATP binding; ATP hydrolysis activity. Gene Ontology annotation, cellular component: membrane; ATP-binding cassette (ABC) transporter complex.